AUGAAGUAUCUUAAGGAUUUCCAGUUCACCCUCUCAUAUCAUCCCGAUAAAGCCAAUGUAGUAAUAGACGUUUUGAGUCGUAAGAGCAGAGGGAUGAUAGCUAAAAUUAUCAUAAAGGAAUGGGAUAUGGUUAAGACACUCAAUGAAUUUAGAAUUCAAGUAGAAUCUCAAGAUACAAAGGUAUACCUUGGUGCACAGAAGAUGAUGCCUAUGUUGAUAAGUGAGAUCAUGGAGGCCCAGAAGCAUGAUCAAGAAGUAGCCUAUAUCAAGGGACAUUUGGAAUCAGGAGAACCAAUGUUCGAUUGGGCAAUUCACCCCAAUGGGAGUUUAAGAUAUCAAGGUAGAUUGUUUGUGCCAAGUAAUGAGUUGCUUAAAGAAAAGAUCGUGAUCCACAAUUCACCUCAUGAUUUUGCGGAAGUUUGUAAGAAGCUCUGGCAACGAUGUGGAUCUGUUUGGGAUUUCAUGGGCUUUGUAGAUUUGAGAUCUGAGAUCGGCGAUGGCACCACUACAGGAAGUGGACAUGGACGACAGUGGAGGUGA
This is a messenger RNA of Camellia sinensis, 540 nucleotides long. The record is from RefSeq and is a predicted model, not a curated record. NCBI's taxonomy places the organism in Eukaryota, Viridiplantae, Streptophyta, Magnoliopsida, Ericales, Theaceae.